UGAUGGGUCAUGAGGGAGGGAAUUUUUCCAUUUGGGACUACCAGAAGCAGGAAACUGUGAUGAAGUUGCAGGUCAAUGAGGUGCCAGACAAGACUGCACUCAUGUUCCAUGCCUUGUCUCAGCGCAUCAAAGUGAGGCCUCCCAAACAUUCCGUUUUUUCAGUCAAAUUUAUCUCUGAAAGGAAAUGGUUGGUAGUGGGGGAUGGUCACGGAUACAUCUAUGUCUAUAAUUACACCAACACUAAGCUGCACAUGGUCGACAACUUCAGAGCUCAUGAUAAGAAAUCUGUGAACUCUCUGGCUGCUCACCCAACAGAGCCAUACCUUCUUUCGUCAUCUACUAUUGGUACAAAUAUCAAGGUUUGGGACAAGAGCAAUAAGUGGAAGAUAUUUCAAAAUUUCAACACGAAACCUGAGAUUGCAUAUUACAAUGGUGUGCGCAGUGUCAAGUUGAAUCCAAGGGAUACCAACACUUUUGCUUGUGUUACCCGUUAUGACGGAGUAAAGGUUUGUUAUAGCCUCUUCCUUUCCUAAGUCCUCGUACGGUGUGCAUGUUGUAGUUCAUGAAUAAUCAACAAAUUCAGUUAUUUCGGUAGUUAUUUGUAUAUUUGAUGUUAAAAGAUGUCUUCACUGCAUGAGAUUUAUAGGUCGGGAGCAUCAAACCUUCCAGUCUUGAAACCACACUGACGGGGUCAUUCGUCAUGGCCGAUUAUUUGUUCACUCGCGGUGAUGAGCACUUGAUGGUUACUUUGAGAUUUGACUCGCACAUCUCUGAGGUGAAGAAUAUUAAGCAUUAAUGAUUGUUUUCAUAACAGGAUUGAUAAUAGUUGUUUGCAUAUAUAAGCCUCAUAAUCUGUGUGAAAAUCAGAUAUGGGAUAUGAAGACACAAAAAGUUGUUCACACUCUUAGCGUGAGUGGGCACAAAACGACCUGGGUUGCUUGCCACCCAAAGCUUCCAAUACAGGUUACAGUGUUAGAUGACGGGACUGUAUGUUUGUGGGAUGCCACUAUCUACAGGUAACUAUA
Molecule: messenger RNA, 1025 nt
Organism: Triticum aestivum (bread wheat)
Lineage: Eukaryota; Viridiplantae; Streptophyta; Magnoliopsida; Poales; Poaceae
Product: probable coatomer subunit beta'
Exons: 2
Coding region: 3-533 (176 amino acids)
Biological process (GO): intracellular protein transport; retrograde vesicle-mediated transport, Golgi to endoplasmic reticulum; intra-Golgi vesicle-mediated transport
Cellular component (GO): COPI vesicle coat
Molecular function (GO): protein binding
Source: RefSeq, a predicted model, not a curated record